AUGUCGGCGAAGCUGCGGGUGGAGGAGCUCCGCGCCGAGUUGCAGCGCCGCGGCCUCGACCCCUCCGGCACCAAGCCGGCGCUCGUGCGAAAGCUGGACGCUGCCAUUCGUAAGGAAGAGAAGGAGCCGGCUCCUCCUGCAGCCGAGACAUGUAAUGCGGAUGGCAUGGAUGGUGUGGUCAUGGACGGGGAAGCGGACAGCGACAACAAAAGGAAGAGAAAAAGGCGUGCUGGAGCCGACAAUGAGGAGGAAAAUGGCGUGCCGGCAUGGGCCACAGAUGUUACGCUGGAUGCGACACAGCUAGAGGGCAUGGGCUACCGUGAGCUGCAGGUAUUGGCCAGGGCACGGGGUCUCGCUGCUAAUGGGACCAAGAAGGAUGUUAUUGAGAGGUUACUCUCGACCCCUGCUAAUUCUGCGCCACUUGCUGAUGGUGCUGUUCAGGACAAGAAGAAAGUUGCAAAAGGUGGUGUUGGGGACGUUGAGGAGGAGGUGAAAAAGGAGAAGAUAGUCACAGCCACGAAGAAAGGUGCUGCAGUGCUGGACGAGCACAUCCCCGAUCACAUAAAAGUGGCCUAUCAUGUACUGCAAGUGGGUAAUGAGAUUUAUGAUGCCACCAUGAACCAGACUAAUGUUGGAGAUAACAACAAUAAGUUCUAUAUCAUUCAAGCUUUAGAAUCUGACGCUGGCGGAAGCUUUCUGGUUUACAAUAGAUGGGGGAGAGUAGGGGCACGAGGUCAACAAAAGCUACAUGGUCCCUUUUCAACACGAGAUGAAGCAAUAUAUGAGUUUGAAGGGAAGUUUGAGGAUAAAACUAAUAACGCUUGGUCCAACCGCAAGAAUUUCAAGUUUUAUGCAAAGAAAUACGCUUGGCUUGAAAUGGACUACGGUGAAGUUGACAAGGAAACAAAGAAAGGUUCCAUUGGCGAUCAGAUAAAAGCUACAAAGCUUGAAACUCGAACUGCACAAUUCAUAUCCCUCAUUUGCAAUAUAAGCAUGAUGAAGCAGCAAAUGAUGGAAAUAGGUUAUAAUGCUGAUAAACUUCCUCUUGGAAAACUGAGCAAAUCAACAAUACUUAAGGGUUAUGAUGUUCUAAAGAGGAUUUCCAGUGUUAUUUCACGAGCAGACAGGAGACAGCUUGAACAAUUGACUGGGGAAUUCUACACCGUGAUUCCACAUGACUUUGGUUUCAAGAAGAUGCGUGAAUACGUUAUCGACACUCCUCAAAAAUUAAAAGCUAAGCUGGAAAUGGUUGAAGCCCUUGGUGAGAUUGAAAUUGCAACUAAGCUUCUGGAGGAUGGUUCAAGUGAUGAGGAGGAUCCACUGUAUGCUCGAUACAACCAACUUCGUUGUGACUUUACGCCUCUAGAAGUUCAAUCUGAAGAGUACUCUAUGAUAAAAACAUAUUUGGCGAAUACGCAUGGGAAAACGCACUCAGGUUAUACUAUUGACGUAUUGCAAAUGUUUAAGGUGUCAAGAUAUGGCGAAACAGAGCGGUUUCAGAAGUAUGCUAGUGCAGGAAAUAGGAUGCUUUUAUGGCAUGGUUCUCGUCUGUCCAACUGGGCUGGGAUCUUUUCUCAGGGUUUGAGAAUUGCCCCUCCUGAAGCACCUGUUACUGGCUACAUGUUUGGAAAAGGGGUUUAUUUCGCUGAUAUGUUCUCCAAGAGUGCAAACUACUGCUAUGCUUCAGAAACAUCUAGAUCAGGGGUGUUGCUUCUCUGUGAGGUUGCACUGGGCGAUAUGAAUGAACUACUAACUGCAGAUUACAAUGCUAAUGACCUGCCGAAGGGAAAACUAAGCACUAAAGGAGUUGGCCAGAUGGCACCAAACAUAGCGGAGUCAAAGAUCACUGAUGAUGGUGUUGUUGUUCCACUAGGAAAACCCAAAGAGGAACCUUCAAAGAGGGGUAGCUUGCUGUACAACGAAUACAUUGUUUACAACAUAGAUCAGAUAAGGAUGCGGUACGUCCUCCAUGUUUCCUUCAACUUCAAGAGACGGUAGACCAGUUUGGUGAGAACCUGGAAGCUGGAGCCAAUGCUGUGAUCAUAACGUUUCCAUCACAGCAACCACUUUUGGGGCCUUAAAUCUUUUUCUGUGAGCAAAAUGUGUAGGCCUUUCCUCCCAUUUUAAGGCAGGAUUUCAGAUUCUGAUGGCUGAUCCUGUGUGUGUAUA
Molecule: messenger RNA, 2169 nt
Organism: Lolium rigidum
Lineage: Eukaryota; Viridiplantae; Streptophyta; Magnoliopsida; Poales; Poaceae
Product: poly [ADP-ribose] polymerase 2-A-like
Exons: 19
Coding region: 1-1998 (665 amino acids)
Molecular function (GO): NAD+ poly-ADP-ribosyltransferase activity
Source: RefSeq, a predicted model, not a curated record